Oncorhynchus nerka (sockeye salmon) is the source of this 934-nucleotide messenger RNA. RefSeq names its product large ribosomal subunit protein mL46-like. The record is from RefSeq and is a predicted model, not a curated record. Lineage: Eukaryota; Metazoa; Chordata; Actinopteri; Salmoniformes; Salmonidae. Bases 44 to 934 code for a protein of 296 amino acids. Gene Ontology annotation, cellular component: mitochondrial large ribosomal subunit. The transcript is spliced from 4 exons. Gene Ontology annotation, molecular function: structural constituent of ribosome.
CCCUUCUUCGCAGAGGAUUGUGGGUGGAAACAGGAGAAUCAAGAUGGCAGCGCCCUGCUCGAGAAUGGCGAAUCGCCCUUUAUGGCAAUUUAUUACAAAUGUCAGACGGACAGGGCUAAAACAUACAGGAGUUCGUCAAAUUUCUCUCGGUUCUGCUUGUCGAGCUGCAACUCAGACCAGAGGUAAAACGGAAAGCGUCGCGUCGCCAUGGAAGCUGUACGGGGCGGUGUGUCUCCAGAGGCUGCCUGUCAUAUCACAGGAGCGGAACCCGAUCGAAGACCAAUUCGCUGAGCUCAUGCAUCAUAUGGAGCUGGAGAGAAGCUUGCUGUCGGAUCAUGAACAGAGACUCCUAGAGGACUCAGAACGUGCGACUCGCAAACAGGCAGACGACUAUGAUUCAGAUGAGGAGGAGGCAGACUACGGUGGCCAGGAGACCAUCACCGCUCAGGACCAGGAGGACACCUGGGAACAGAAGCUCAAACACUUCCAACCUGCUCUCAGAGACAGAGGUAGGAGGCAGAGAGGUUGUGGGACACCGCUGGGCUCAGUGGAGAGGUGUCUAGGAGACAGCCUGGUGCUGCUGGUCCAGCAGACUGUCGGUAAAGAGACCAUCUGGCUGCUCCCUCAGGCCCAGUGGGAGGCAGGGGAGACUCUCCGACAGACAGCAGAGAGAGGCCUCAGCAGCCUGCCAGAGGCUGAUUUCAAGGCUACGUUCCUUGGCAACACCCCCUGUGGAGUGUACAGGUACACAUUCCCCAAAGAGGUCCGGACAGAGCGCUGCGUGGGAGCCAAGGUCUUCUUUUUCAAAGCUUUCCUGUCUGCUGGUUCAGCCAGUCAGGAAGAACCUUUCCUGUGGGUGAAGAAGACUGAACUGCAGGGAUACCUGAAGCCACCUUACUUGGAGAAGGUUGACCGCUUCAUACUCAACCUGUGA